Arachis stenosperma is the source of this 1175-nucleotide messenger RNA. RefSeq names its product chitinase 2-like. Bases 153 to 1079 code for a protein of 308 amino acids. The transcript has 2 exons. NCBI's taxonomy places the organism in Eukaryota, Viridiplantae, Streptophyta, Magnoliopsida, Fabales, Fabaceae. The record is from RefSeq and is a predicted model, not a curated record. Gene Ontology annotation, biological process: carbohydrate metabolic process. Gene Ontology annotation, molecular function: hydrolase activity, hydrolyzing O-glycosyl compounds.
AAAUAAAAUUCAACACUGAUGAUUUAUGGUUGUGUUAGGAGAUUGGAGAAAAUGAAUGAAGGAUUGCGUUCCCUCUAUUUAAUCAUGUCUAAGUUGUGUACUAUAAUCAUAUUAAUUAAUUAAUUAACACCUUCUGAAUCUAAUAAGCACAAAUGGAACUUCCAAGUAUUUGCAAGCUUUGCUUUGCAAUCUUCAUCCUAAACGCUUCAUUGUUGUUCCUCGCAGCAGCAGCAACACCACCCUCGGACUCAAACUUGUUCCGAGAAUACAUUGGAGCUGAGUUCAACAAUGUCAAAUUCUCAGAUGUUCCUGUUAACUCCAACGUUGACUUCCACUUCAUUCUCUCCUUUGCCAUUGACUACGAUACUUCAUCUUCUACUUCUCCAACCAAUGGAAAAUUCAACAUCUUCUGGGACAAACAGAAUCUUAGCCCUUCCCAAGUAUCUUCCAUCAAGUCCGACAACUCCAAUGUCAAGGUAGCACUUAGUCUCGGCGGCGACAGUGUUAACGGCGAAUCUGCUUACUUCAAUCCAUCUUCGGUGGAUUCAUGGGUUUCCAACGCAGUUUCUUCGCUCACAAGCAUAAUCAAGGAGUACAACUUAGAUGGAAUCGACAUCGACUACGAGCACUUCAAAUCAGACCCUGAUACCUUUGCUGAAUGCAUUGGAAAGUUGAUCAAAACUCUCAAGGAAAAUGGGGUGAUCAAAUUCGCUUCUAUAGCUCCGUUUGACGACGAAGUUGUCCAGAAUCACUACAUGACACUGUGGAAGAGUUAUGGAAGCUUGAUAGAUUAUGUGAACUUUCAGUUCUAUGCAUAUGACAAAGGAACCACAGUGGAUGAGUUCAUAGGGUACUUCAACACACAGAGUUCAAACUAUAAUGGUGGGAAGGUGUUGGUGAGUUUUAUCAGUGAUGGGAGUGGAGGGUUGUCACCAGAUGGUGGAUUCUUCACUGCAUGUAGCACUCUCAAGAGCCAGCAGAAACUUCAUGGUAUCUUUGUCUGGUCUGCUGAUGAUUCUAAGGCUAAUGGAUUCAAAUAUGAGAAGCAAUCACAAGCACUUUUGGCUAUUCCUCAUUAGAUUUUAUGUAUAUAUGUCUUCAUUGUAUUACUAUAUACUUUCUAUGUAUGUAUUUGUUUCCAGAGUACUAUUUUAAUAAAAUGGUAUUUUAAUUUC